Molecule: messenger RNA, 2583 nt
Organism: Aspergillus costaricaensis CBS 115574
Lineage: Eukaryota; Fungi; Ascomycota; Eurotiomycetes; Eurotiales; Aspergillaceae
Product: catalase/peroxidase
Exons: 1
Coding region: 209-2497 (762 amino acids)
Biological process (GO): hydrogen peroxide catabolic process; cellular response to hydrogen peroxide
Cellular component (GO): cytosol
Molecular function (GO): heme binding; catalase activity
Source: RefSeq, a predicted model, not a curated record
CGGGCCAUUUCGGGCCAGACAGAGAGGGGUUGAUGAGGGGAAAGUGCAGAGGGGAAACCCUAUAUAAGGUGCAUCCCAGGGACAGGCAAGGGUGUGACUGGAAAAGUUUAUCGUGGCAUCAUCAUUCUUGUCUGAGAACCAUCAUCCAUCCCAUCAGACAUCUGCUAUAGACAUCACAUCUCCGCAUAUCCACAUCUAAUAUCCAACCAUGGCCGAGGCUAAGUGUCCUUUUAGCCAAAGCAGGUCUAACGCCAACGUUGCUGGUGGAGGCACCCGCAACACUGACUGGUGGCCUGAUCAGUUGAACUUGGGCAUUCUUCGCCAGCAUGCUCCGGCAUCCAACCCUUACGAGCGGGACUUCGACUACACCGCCGCUUUCAACAGCCUCGACUACUAUGCCGUCAAGAAAGACCUUCAUGCCUUGAUGACUGACUCACAAGACUGGUGGCCUGCUGAUUUCGGUCACUAUGGCGGCCUGUUCAUCCGCAUGGCCUGGCACAGUGCCGGUACCUACCGGGUCUUCGAUGGCCGCGGUGGUGGAGGUCAGGGUCAACAACGGUUCGCUCCUCUUAACAGCUGGCCUGACAAUGCUAGCUUGGACAAGGCUCGUCGCUUGCUGUGGCCCAUCAAGCAGAAGUACGGAGCAAAGAUUUCCUGGGCGGACCUGAUGCUGCUGGCCGGCAAUGUGGCCCUGGAGUCGAUGGGCUUCAAGACAUAUGGAUUCUCCGGUGGUCGUGCAGACACAUGGGAGGCGGACGAGUCGGUCUACUGGGGAGGAGAGUCCACCUGGAUGGGUAACGACGUGCGUUACUCCGAUGGCUUCCCGGGAGUCACCAAGCAUGGUGCUCUCUCUGGGGACGAACCACCCCAUCGCAACAUUCACACCCGCGACCUGGAGAAGCCGCUGGCUGCAUCACACAUGGGUUUGAUCUACGUUAAUCCCGAGGGUCCCGAUGGCAACCCAGACCCGGUUGCCGCCGCGCGCGACAUCCGUACCACCUUCGGUCGCAUGGGAAUGAACGACGAAGAGACGGUCGCUCUGAUCGCUGGUGGCCACAGUUUUGGUAAGACACACGGUGCCGCUCCAUCUGAUAACGUCGAUGUCGAACCCGCUGCUGCUGGUCUCGAAAACCAAGGGUUGGGCUGGUCCAACCGCUACCAGUCUGGCAAAGGGCCACACGCCAUCACCAGCGGUAUCGAAGUGACCUGGACCAAGACUCCCACCAAGUGGAGCCAUGCGUUCCUCGAAUACCUGUUCCGCUUCGACUGGGAACUCACCAAGAGUCCUGCGGGCGCCAACCAGUGGCAGGCCAAGAACACCGAGGCCAUCAUUCCCGAUGCCUAUGACCCCUCCAAGAAGCACCUCCCUAAGAUGCUGACAACCGAUUUGUCGCUCCGUUACGAUCCCACCUACGAGAAGAUCUCCCGGCGCUUCUUGGAAAACCCUGACCAGUUCGCCGAUGCUUUCUCUCGCGCUUGGUUCAAGCUUCUCCACCGUGACAUGGGUCCCCGAACCCGGUACAUUGGGCCUGAGGCACCAACCGAGGAUCUGAUCUGGCAGGAUCCCAUCCCGGCUGUCAACCACACUCUGGUUGAUGCAAACGACAUUGCUGCUCUGAAGCGCACUAUCCUCGACACUGGACUGGACAAGUCCAAGUUUGUUUCCACCGCCUGGGCCUCUGCAUCGACCUUCCGCGGUACCGACAAGCGCGGUGGUGCGAACGGUGCCCGCAUCCGCCUGACACCCCAGCGCCAGUGGGAGGUCAACAACCAGCCAUGGCUGGAGGAGACCUUGUCCGCGCUCGAGAAGAUUCAGAAGGAUUUUAACGACCGGAAUUCCUCAACUGGAAAGAAGAUCUCCCUCGCCGAUCUCAUCGUCCUGGCUGGUUGCGCGGCUAUUGAAAAGGCUGCCCAAGAGGCCGGCCAAUCCAUCACCGUUCCCUUCACCCCCGGCCGCAUGGACGCCAGUCAAGAGCAGACCGAGGUGGAAUCUUUCUCUCACCUCGAGCCUGUGGCUGAUGGAUUCCGCAACUAUGGAAAGUCUUCGUCUCGGGUGCGCGCUGAACAUUAUCUCGUCGACAAGGCACACCUGUUGACGCUCACGGCGCCCGAGAUGACUGUCCUGGUGGGUGGCCUGCGCGUCCUGAACACCAACUACGAUGGAUCGAAGCAUGGUGUCUUCACCUCCACUCCUGGUCGCUUGACGAAUGAAUUCUUCACCAACGUCCUUGACAUGAACACGGCCUGGAAGGCUAAGGAUGGUGGUCGCGAUCUGUACGAGGGUACGGAUCGUAAGACGGGUCAGCCAAAGUGGACGGCGACACGGGCGGAUCUGGUCUUUGGCUCGCAUGCUGAGCUGCGCGCUCUGGCUGAGGUCUAUGGAAGCUCGGAUGGACAGGAAAAGUUUGUCAAGGACUUUGUUACCGCUUGGGAUAAGGUCAUGAAUCUGGACCGGUUUGACCUGAAGACCUCGGGUAUUGCACGCUCCAAGCUGUGAAUAGUGCUUGCAUCGGUUCAAAUUGAUUUAGUUAGCAUGAGUAAUGGAAUAGUUAAUGAAGGGCUUUCUAAAUGCAUUGUUCUUAC